This is a messenger RNA of Cladocopium goreaui, 5037 nucleotides long. The record is from the annotation of a GenBank genome assembly. NCBI's taxonomy places the organism in Eukaryota, Dinophyceae, Suessiales, Symbiodiniaceae.
GAGGAUGUUGGCAGAUGGAAAUGCCAGACAGCUGUUCAAGGUCAUUAAACGCAUUCGACGGCAGGACUUGCUAUUCCCUCCUAGCUACUGGUCUGUGCAGAAGGAAUGCAGGAAGUUGAACCGGAAUGCAAAAUGGAUUCGGCACCAUCGUAUCUAUGCAUCUGAAUGUGAGGUGAAUGUUCCCGUGGCCCGCUCCACCUUCAUGACCAAAUUCCCAGAAGCUGCAAAGUACAUCACCACUCGUCGUGAGAUGGAGGUAUUGCAUGACUUGGCAGGCAACGCAAUGGCGGUUCGAGUCAUCACCGCCCUUUUAGCUGUGGUCAUGAGUGCCACAAAACCAGAGAGCAUGACUUUGCAGCAGGCCAUCGGACAAGUCUGCCUCGGUCCACUGCUUUCUCUUGCACAUGUACUGGUCUGCUGGGGAGCCAAUGACCAAGGAGUGAUGAAGUCGAUUGACCACGCCUGGAGGAAGCUGCGAUCACUGAAUCAAGAGCUGCCACGAGAGUUGCUUGGAAAAUUGGGUCUGUGGUGCCUUCAGAAGAAACUGUCCCCGCUGUUCCGCAAGAGCAACCUCGAGUUCAUCAUCGAACAUGUGGUUCGAAACUGGUGCAAGAUGAUGCCACUGACAGCAACAUUGAAAAACGCCUAUCGUGGCCGACCCUCUGAUGAAGACCAGAACAUGAAAGUCCCCCAAAGCUUCUCAUUCAUGUGCAGAGAAGGGUCAAAUUUGGCUCUGAAUCUUGUUGAGUCUGGGGUCAUGGCUGAUUCGGCGGGUUCUGUGAAACAAGAUGUUGGUAGCGACCCCAUGGAACAGCUUCGGGCCUACUUUGUGAUUACCCGACUGGUAACCGAGCGAAGUGCCGAUGUGGACCCCAAGCCUACUUUGUCUCUGGUCCCACAAGCUAGCUUGCAGGAGUUCUGGCUACCACUGCAUGCUUUCCACCUGGGGGAAAGUGUGGGCUAUGUGUCGAGCGAAAAGCAGGCACCGUCGGCUCUGGACCUGCUUGGCGCGAUCAACCAGGCGAUUGCCGUCGAGAAGAGAGUCCCAUUGGACUUGCUCAUGCCCGACUUUUGGGUCCCGGGCAUGACGUCCCGACAAGAAUGUAGCAAGUUCGUUGGGAAGCCUUUGUGGCAACAAAUCCUGCAAACUUCAGGGGAGGUGUCAGUGCUAUCAUUCCACACUGCCCUGAAGAAAUCUGCCCAAUGUGAUGAAGACCAAAGUGUGUUGCUCUUCGACAUCUGCUGUGUUUGGAUUUGGCUGCGACGUCACACGGUCAACGAGUUCCCUGGCAACGUGGUGGACCAGCAUGACGCCCUUUUCAUGAAGGGGAGCGAGAAGGAAUCUGCAAAGCGGCGUGUCAAGUUGAUUCAACAGCUGGAGGAACUUCAUUCACGGGCAUGGGAUUUGGUUGGAACCUACCUCACUGCAAAUUUGCGGAUCUUUGGGGGGUUGGCAAAGGAAGCUGAAAGCACUGUGCUACCGGUUCUCAGCACAUGGAUAGAUGAAGCAUUCCAAGAAGUCCCCGAAUGUCGUGCACCAGAAGAUCACGGACUGGUGAUCUGGGCAAAUUUGCCCACAUGUGGAGUGAUUUCAGUCCAUCGCUACGAGUGGUGCAUCACAUCCAUCUCCAACCUUCUUGCCAAGUUCAAACGGAAUGGGAUUGCCAUUUUGGUUCAUCCUAAUCGUGGACAGGUUUCUGAGAGGUGCAAAGAGGAUCCCGAGGACACCAAGGAGGAGCCUGAUGAACUGAUGGCCGAGGUCAAAAAGGAUGAGCCAGACGACUCUGACUCGGAUGGUGAGCCUGAUCAGGCUGGCCCCAAUGCGGAGGACAAUGACAUUCGGGACAUGUGCUACAAGCUUGAGAAAGACUUAUGCUUGAAGGAUCGCAACCUCACUGUGCGAAACAUCAUGUGGGUGUUCAACAAGGAUAGCGUGUAUGGGCGCAGAGAUGGCGCCAUCACUGGACUGGCGGUGGUUGCUGCAGGGACGGACAUCGUGAAAGCAAGCCUCCGAGCCUUUGUGCCGCAGAGCAUGGCUACGAUCAUGCUUGUCGAUUUGGUGAGCUAUGAUGCAUUUCCUGCAUUGGCCGCUUUGGAGGAGGUGUCGAGUGGCAAUCGUGUGAUGUGCGGCUCGGUGAUGCUCAAUGGUGAUCCUGGCACUUUGCAGCACAGAGUUGCCAAUGCACUGUAUGACUCGUGCAGAUCGGGGAGUGGUGUGUGCCCCAAUUUCCCAAACUUUGAUCCCGUGAUCGGUGCUCUACGUGAGUCUUCAGUGGUGGAUUCAAAUGUCAACUACAAGGUGUGCGUUGCCAAACAGAGCAAGUUGCUGGUACUUCAAAGUUUGGCGAGACGAUGGACUGAGUAUGAGGCUUCCAAGGAGGAAGCGGUGAAGCUCAUCCAAGAGCACAACAAGCAUUUCAAUCCAGAUGGUGACUUCAUGGAAAAUGAUGAGAGGCCUGCAGCAAAUCCAGAUGCUGAUCGUGCAGUCAAGCGGAUCAAGCUGUCAGACCUCAAGACGUGCACAGAGGCAGACAUCUCCAGCUUGCAGAAACCGAGGAAGUUCAACAUCAAUGGUGCUGCGGAACUGAUCACAGAUGAAUCUGGGGAGAGCUUGUACUUGGUCGCUCGGUCUCGCAACCAGUUUCUCACCAACCGCGAGAUGUUUCUUGGCUACUUAUUUGACUGGAAGGAAGCAAAUGAAAUCACAAGUGAUGCUGAAGGGCGCUGGUUCUCUUUCAAUGUCAGCAUGAAAACGGUGGUGAUCAUGGAACGUAAGACGUUGCCUAGUCACCUUCAAAGCCUCCCCUUUGUUGACAACCCGGUGGAACUCGCAACUGUCAUUCGGGAGCUUGAAGAUGCGGGGGAGGUGAAGCUUGCCAUUUCGCACCACUCCAUGAAUGCAGCUCAUGAUGAAAUUUCUGUGGACAAGUUGGAUGCCGCUGGAGAAAAUGGUUUGAAGACCCUGACUCCGAUUCGGCCGGUGGCAUGCGUCGCCGGCAUUCUGGAUGCAUUUGAUCUUGGCAAAGUCAUGCAGACCACUCGGUCCAGUUCCGCCUCAGCAUCGUCAAGGCCUAGUGCAGCACCUGGGACAAGGGCAGCUGUGGCAGCCCCAGCUGUGGCAGCCCCAGCUGUGGCAGCCCCAGCUGCCGCAGUGCCGGGCAAGAAGGGCAAUGAGGAUGAUGAUGAAAGCGAUGACCUUGAUGGGUUGGAAGGUGUUUUGGAUCGGGGAAGUGAUAAGGAAGUCAAACGCAAACCCGGAACCAAGACCAAAGAACAUAGCAAGAAGCGUCCUGCAGCCUCCCGGGGAUCCAAGAAAAAGGAUGACCACGUUCCUUUCGAGUUUGAAGUUGAAGGGAAUGGUGAUCAAGAAGUUGUACUUGAUCUGCCUGAAACGUCGGGUUCUGCUGGCCUUCCCGCAGAAAGUGUUGCUGAAUUCAUAGCCUACGCCUGCGCUGUUGGUGUUCCCAAAGAUGCAGCCAUGGGCACUGGGGAUGUGUCAACUCAUGACUACCCAACACAAGACUAUCCCCUGCCGGACUAUGACAUGUGCGAUGAUGCAGGGGUGCCCCAUCAUGAUGAUCAACCAGUAGAUGCUACAGCAGCAGAUGCUCUUUCUGAUGUGAUGAGCCGCUCGCCAUCGUUUCUCAGUCACACAGGGACGGAGAAGAAGGAGAAUGAUGAAGUUCGUGGUAAUGCUCUGGAGAGUGUCGCUGAGGCAAUCCGCGGUUGUGUUGAGCAUUUGCCAACGGAUGCUAUGGAAUGUGGUGAUGAUAUGUCGCCUGCUGUGGGAGGGCCUGAGACAAACUUUGCAGUGGAGGUUUUGUCAGGAUGCUCUACCGAGAUUGAAACUGAUGUGGAUGUGGCCACAGCCAAGGCAUUGGCCAAAAAAAAGGCAUCCCCGAAGGCAAAGGCAUCCCCAAAGGCAAAGGCGUUGGCCAAACGAAAGCCCACACCGAAAACCAAAGCUACGAAUGCUAGCACCAAACACAAGGAUGAUGUUGAACGCAAGAUGCACUCCGGGCGGGCUGCAAUCUUCAGUCAUCAAUCCAGACUUGGAAGUGAAGUCAUGGGUGGGCUGCAAUCUUCAGUCAUCAAUCCAGACAUGGAAGCUUCUGAAGUCAUGGGUGGGCUGCAAUCUUCAGUCAUCAAUCCAGACGUGGAAGUGAAGUCAUGGGUGGGCCUUGAGAAGUGCAGGCACGACGCGGCGCCAGUGAGCUUGUUCUCUUCGAACCCCCCGCGCUGGAACAGAAUCGUUCUCACUGCAGGCAUCAGUCUCACCACAUUAGAAAGUGGAAUCCUUCUCAAUCUGCGGCGGACGGGCUCCAACUUGAGCCCUUUCUGCACAUUGCAGACCAUGGCGGCCAAGCUUUGUCGAGGAGUGCUUGAGGCUGGUCUCUCUUCAGCCUGGCUGCUGGCGGCCACAUUCAGCACCACCACGGCCCGGUUGUUCUGCAAGGUCACACGUCCUUCAACAGGGAUGGACAUCUUGUGCUCUAUGGUGGGCGACGGGAUGAUGACGAUGUUUCGAGCCGAGAGCUAUAAACGAUGGACUGAAGGUGACAGACGUGACUUGGCCUCUUGCUUGAAGAAAGCCUUUGGGUGUGAUGCCUUGUUGGCGCUGCUUACCCAUGUGAAGGAGGCUGUUGAGCGCAUGCAGAAGACGUGCUUAGCCAUCGCUUGCUUGGCUUCCCCAAUUCCCGGAUUUCUGGAUUCAAGCCCGGCUGAUGUUGAAUGGGUUCUCAAGUGCAAAGGUGACAAUUCCAUGGUCACUUACGUGCGAGAUGCCUUCAAAGAUUCAGAGGCUUGGACCAAACUCAAUGAUGAGCUCCUUGCCAAGCAUUCUUCAGCUUUUCUCGUGUGGCAAAAGGUUCAAGACCGCACCUUCGGUCUUAAGAAGAGACCUGUUGAGCAGGAGGUCAUCAUCAUGGCAAUUGACAAGCUGGCGAGUUGGAAGAAGGCAACACGAAGACCCACGCAAUAUCGAAAUAUUUGGGAUGCCUUGGAUGUGGGUUCCAGUUGGCAUAUCCCACUUGAUAU